This is a messenger RNA of Condylostylus longicornis, 597 nucleotides long. Its product is annotated as adult cuticle protein 1-like. NCBI's taxonomy places the organism in Eukaryota, Metazoa, Arthropoda, Insecta, Diptera, Dolichopodidae. The transcript has 2 exons. Bases 150 to 512 code for a protein of 120 amino acids. The record is from RefSeq and is a predicted model, not a curated record.
UAUUAUACGCCAAAAUAAAUUGCAUUCUAGUAUAAAUAACACUGCAAUUCUUUAACUUGACAUCACAGUUUACUUAGACUUCUGAAGUAAAGUCAGAUCUGAAGAAAACUUCUAAUUUUUCAAAUAAUCUAAAAAUAAAAAAACAAAAAAUGAAAUUCUUCUGUGCAAUUGUUGUAUUAGCUUUGGCUGUUGGUACUCAAGCAUCAGUUAUUCCAUGGGGUGCAUGGGAUGAUGGUCAAUGGCAUGGUGAUAUUUGGGGAGAUCAUGGACAUUGGGAUGGUGCAUGGGCUCAUCCAGCUGUACUUACACCAGGAAUUGCUUUAGCACAAGGUGGUCAUGGUGCUGCUGUAGUACAUGCACCAGCUAUUGCUGUACAUGCACCAGCAGUUGCUGUACAUGGUGCUAGUAGUUAUGUAGCUAAAACUCGUGGUGCUGUACAUACUGCUCCUUUAGCCGGUCAUAUUGCAUCAGUAUCAUCUGUUAAUGUUGCUCCAGCUCCAGGAACUCAUUAAAUUUACAAUUGAGUUUAAUAUUUUCAGUUUGAUAUAGCUAAUACAUUUAAUACCACACAAAGUAAAAAUUAACAAAAAAAAAAAA